AUGGCUGCAUGUGAAAGCCCUCAACCCAUCUUUGAUACCUUCAAUGAUACACACGAAUUCAACGAUCAAUGGGCACAAAAACACGAGUGUACACAAGGUUUCGGUGUUAUGAUAAAUCAUUCAAAAUCAAGAAUUCCAGGUGAUUUGAAAAGAUCGAGGAUUAGGAGGGAAAUCCCACCACCAAUUUCUUCAAUUGGAAGACAUGUGUGUUUUGAAUCUUAUCGGUUUAAUGGUAGACUUAUUCUGAGAGAGGUAAGGAUCCAAAAUCAAGAACUUUUGCAUGCGUAUAGAGAAGACGGGCGAUUGAAAUUGCAAUUUGUUCAGUACGAUGAUGACGUGGAGGUCGAGAGGGAAAACGGACAAAAUGUCGGUUACGAGGUUGAAGUCGAUGAUGUUAUAGGGAAAAGUGAGAUUAGGGAAGAACCAUUGUGA
This is a messenger RNA of Lactuca virosa, 432 nucleotides long. The record is from the annotation of a GenBank genome assembly. NCBI's taxonomy places the organism in Eukaryota, Viridiplantae, Streptophyta, Magnoliopsida, Asterales, Asteraceae.